Messenger RNA from Cicer arietinum (chickpea), 1964 nucleotides. The record is from RefSeq and is a predicted model, not a curated record. Lineage: Eukaryota; Viridiplantae; Streptophyta; Magnoliopsida; Fabales; Fabaceae.
AAAACUUCUGCGAGAAGUUUUGUAAUUACUAAUCAAUAUAGCCAGAGCCACAGUACUAGUGUUUAAGCUCAUUGGUCGCAUUCCGUUCAUUAUAUCCCAUCGGAGCUUCUUCUCUUCAUCGCUGGCACCGGAAAACCUAAUUCCGGAUGAGAAAAUCAACCAGAAUAUCUUCUAUCGGCCUCGGCCAAGCUUCAGAACUGACCGCUUUCGCCCCAGUAGAACGAUUGCCGGCAGCUCAGGUGAAUAGAGGUAACAGAUUCAGAAAAUCGCGGCAGACUCGGUGGUUGGAGUUGGAGUAAGCGGACCUUACUGAAUGGCGAGGCGGCAGGUGGUGAAGAAUUUCAGCACUAGAUUUUCUCUCACUCCGUUCGCGAAGCGAGUUCAGCUUCUAACGGCGGAGCAAAGAUUGGCCAUAUCGCGAACUGGAUUUGGUAACUUGCUAUCGAUUCCAAACCAUACUCUGAACAAGGUUUUCCUUACGGAGGUGAUGGAGGCUUGGAAUUCCGAUCGGCAAGUUUUUGAGGUUGGUUCUGGCGAAAUCGCCAUUAGUUUGUUGGACGUUGCUCUCAUUUUGGGGAUUCCGGUGGUUGGACACCGUGUGGAGUUGAAGGAAGAGGAAUUGUUUUCUGAUUUUGAAGGGCAAUAUGGGGCUUUACCUGGGAAGAGAAAGGUGGCUAUGGCUACUCUUGAAGCAAGGCUUGAUACCAUUGGGGAUGUUGUGAGUGACGAUUUUGUGAGGAGCUUCUUGCUUUUCACUAUUGGGACUUUCCUUUCUUCCAAUGAUGGGAAAGUAGAUUCAAGGUACUUGUCCUUUCUUGGUAAUUUGGAUGGGGUUUCUUCUUUUGCUUGGGGUGCUGCUGUAGUUGAAGAUUUAUGUCAGUGGCUCGAUAAGAGAAAAGAAAACAGUGUUCAGUAUGUGGGUGGUUGUCUUAUAUUGCUCCAAACAUGGUCCUAUGAGCAUUUUGACAUGGCACGACCACAUUUGCAAAAUCACGAUAGGGCCUUUCCUCGUGUGUGUCGAUGGGAUCAUAGUAAAUCUCACCCAAGGCAACGGAGUACUUCAAGGUUUAAAGAUCUUCAUGAAGACCAGAUAAUUUGGAAACUCCAACCUACUUCUGAAGAGUUACAAAUUAAUAUAAUAAAAGAAGCAAUGGAAAACUAUUCCGCAAGCACGUUAACUAAAGUUUCGGGUGUCGAGGUAGACUCGCAGCUUAGCAUCUCUUGUGGAAUACAUAGAGAGGACGAGGUUAAUUUUGAGAAUCUGGUAGUAGAAGACACUCCCACAAGGUUGAGCACAUGUGAUGAAGGUAAAGAGGAACAAUUCCAAGCUGAAAAACUCAUGGUGGAGGAUUACUUCACAAAUUUGAGCAUGUCUGAGAAAGGUGGUAGAGAGGAUGUAUUGAAAACUAAAGAACUCAUAGUGGUUGAAACUCCCCCUAAGUUGAGAUCUGAUGAUGAUGAUUUAAGGAAGAAAAAUAUCAUGUUAGAAGAGGAAAAUACUGAAUUGAAGAUGAAAAUAAGCCAACUAAUGGAAGAAUUUGAAGUUCUCCAUAGACAGAAUAUAGAAAAUAUCCAAGUCAAAAAGCAGAAUGAUGAGUUGAAGCAAGAGCUGAACAUCUUGAGAGAAGAAAAUAGAAGUUUAAGUAGCUUUGCGGCCCAAAUUGAACUACAUAUUAAGGAUUACCAAACUAGUACAAAUGAGUAAACAUGCUAUCCUUGAAUUUAGGUAGGUAACUGUAUAUAAUAUUAUUUGUGUUAGUAGGUCCUUUUUAAGUGAAACCACGUAGUUCUUGUGAGGUAAUGAGAAUUGUUCAUUUUUAUUUUUGUUGUAUAUUAUGUGAUAGAUAGAUAGCUCAUGUACUCCAAAGUCCGAAUGCAAGGCUUUGGAGUUCAAAGAAUAGGUAACCAUUGAUCCAUUCUUUGACUAAUGAAAUUUAUGAAUUCAUCCUUAUGUUGAUGGAAUA